Micromonas pusilla CCMP1545 is the source of this 2121-nucleotide messenger RNA. Its product is annotated as I/LWEQ domain protein. The record is from RefSeq and is a predicted model, not a curated record. Bases 1 to 2121 code for a protein of 706 amino acids. NCBI's taxonomy places the organism in Eukaryota, Viridiplantae, Chlorophyta, Mamiellophyceae, Mamiellales, Mamiellaceae. The transcript is spliced from 2 exons.
AUGGACGCCCUUCCGUCGCUCGCGGUGAAAAAGAUGCCGCUGAAGCACGCGGGCGCCCAUCAGCGCGUGCACGACAGCGCGCGAUCCUCCGGCGCGCGCCUGCCGCUGUCGCCGCUGUCCGUGAACACGAAGACCGCGUUCAACGACCGCGGCGGCGCACGAAAGGGCGACCAGAAGUCUCGGUUCUCGCAGCUCGCCGCGGCGGUGAACAAGAAGCCGUCGACGUCCGCCGCGGUCGUCUCGAAGCCGGUCGUCGCGUCGACCGCGCGGCCGAUCGCGCCGCCGCCCGCGAGGGCUACUAGGACGGCGCCCGCGCCCGCGCCCGCCGCGGACGCGCCCAUCGCGCCCGCGUCGUCGCUCGACCUCACCCCCGUCGCGGCCUCCUCCCCGGCGCCGAUGGAGAUGGACGACGACGACGUCGCGUUCGGCGCGCAGGAGUCGUUCGCCGAGUGGCUCGCGCGCGUCCGCCUGCGCGGUCCCCGCGAUCCCCCGGGGGGCGCCGACGCGACGCGAAUCUCGGAGACGCAACGCGCGACGCUCGAGUCCACGUGGGCGAACGCCGCGGAGGCGGACGCGCUGCGACGGCUCGUGGAGAACCUGAAGGACAGCGAGCUCGAGAUGGCGAGGAAAGAGACGCUCGCCGCGAGCGGCUGGGCCGCCGACUUUGAGGCGGCGACGGCGGCGGCGUGGAGCGAAAAAGUGGACGCCGCCGCGCGCGCCGCGAGCGACGCGCGAAAGGCGCUCGGCGAGAAGGAACGCGAGACCGCCGACGCGGAGGCGGCGGCGUCGAGCGAGCGCUGCGCGGCGCUCGCGGCGAGCGUUGAGACGGGCGCGCUGCGAGGGAAGCUUCAAGAGGCGAUGCUGCUCGCGGAGAGCGGCGCGUCGAGGGCGGCGACGCUCGAGGCGAAGCUCGCGGAGAUUUCGGCGGACGCGGAGGACGCGCGGGAGGCGCUCGAGAGAAAGCGCUCUGAGGCGCAGCGCGCGAACGCGGCGGAAUACGAGGCGCUCGCGAAACUCGCCGCGGUCGAGACGGCGCGCGCGAGGGACCGCGUCGCGCACGAGAAGGCGCUGGCCGCGGCGAGGGAGGGCGAGGCGAAGGCGCGAAUUCGCGCCGACGCCGACGCCGACGCGUUUUCAGCGGACGCCGCCGACGGCGCGCGCGCGCUGAAAGCCGCGCUCGCGCUUCGCGAGCGAGAGGUCGCGGACGCUCGCGCGAGCGCGGCGGAGGCGCAGUGCGCGGCGCGCGCGCUGGAGGAGAAGGUCGCGGCGCUCGAGAGGACGGCGAGGGACGAAUUGAAGGAGGCGCUCUCGCGCGCGACGAAAAAGAUGGAAUCCAAACUCGCGUCGGCGACGCGGCGCGUCGAAGCCGCGGAAGCCGCGGAGGCGGUGGCGGAAGAGGAGCUCGCGAAGACGCAGCAGGAGGCGAAAGCCGCCGUCGCCGCGGCGGAGGCGAAAGCCGCGGCGGCGGUCGCGCGCGCGACGUCCGCGUCCGCGUCCGCCGCGAGCGUCGUCGUCGACGACGCGAAGACGCGCGAGCUCGAAGCCGCGCUGUUGCGAGAAACCGCCGCGACGGAGGACGCGACGCGCCGCGCGACGGCGGCGGAGGCGGAGGCGAAGGCGCUGCGGCGAGAGCUCGACGAGGCGAGAGCGGCGGCGUCGCAGGCGGCGGGGAACGUAGCGGAGGCGAUCGCCGCGGUGCGCGCGGCGGCGGGCGGCGGCGGCGGCGGCGGCGCGGCCGGAGGGGUGAAGCUGGACAUCCACGUGCACGCCGCGGGCGCGGCGGCGGCGGCGGCGGCGGAGACGGAGUUUGAACGGCCCUUUUUCUCGGCGGACCGGUUCGCGCGCGUCGUCGAGGAGAAGCGCGCGCUCGAGCUCGAGCUCGCGGCGCUCCGCGGGACGCCCGUCGCGGCGCUCGCGCUCACCGGGCUGCCGACGCUGCCGACGCCGAGGACGCGCGCGAGGACGUCGCUGCGUCUGAGCCACGGCCCGGCGCCGGCGGCGCUCUCGGAGGACGCGUCGCCGCCGGCGCAUUCGCCCGCGACGGAGCUGCGACGACGCGCGAGGGCGAUGGGGAUGCGCGCGAGCCCGUUCGCGCCGAAGCGGAAGCGCGACGGGAAGUGA